Molecule: messenger RNA, 5631 nt
Organism: Knipowitschia caucasica
Lineage: Eukaryota; Metazoa; Chordata; Actinopteri; Gobiiformes; Gobiidae
Source: the annotation of a GenBank genome assembly
AUGUGCAGUGCUAGGAACAGCAAAGAUACUGCGCAGAACCCUCAAGCUCCCUGGCCUCUGGUAGAGGACCCGAGCUUAGAGAGGGAUAACCGCCCGCGGAGGGCCAAAGUCGACCUCCUCAAUGGUUGGUCCAGAGGAGCCACCACCAGAGGAGCCACCACCGGAGGAGCCACCACCGGAGGAGCCACCACCAGAGGAGCCACCACCGGAGGAGUCACCACCAGAGGAGCCACCACCAAAGGAACCCCCCCAGAGGAGCCACCACCAGAGGAGCCACCACCAGCGGAGCCACCACCAGAGGAGUCACCACCAAAGGAACCCCCCCAGAGGAGCCACCACCAGAGGAACCCCCCCAGAGGAGCCACCACCAGCGGAGCCACCACCAGAGGAGCCACCACCAGAGGAGCCACCACCGGAGGAGUCACCACCAGAGGAGUCACCACCAGCGGAGCCACCACCAGAGGAACCCCCCCAGAGGAGCCCACCACCAGAGGAGCCACCACCAGAGGAGCCACCACCAGAGGAGCCACCACCAGGAGGAGCCACCACCAGAGGAGUCACCACCAGAGGAGCCACCACCAGAGGAGCCACCACCAGGAGGAGCCACCACCAGAGGAGUCACCACCAGAGGAGCCACCACCAGAGGAACCACCACCAGAGGAGCCACCACCGGAGGAGUCACCACCAGAGGAGUCACCACCAGCGGAGCCACCACCAGAGGAACCCCCCCAGAGGAGCCCACCACCAGAGGAGCCACCACCAGAGGAGUCACCACCAGAGGAGCCACCACCAGAGGAGCCACCACCAGGAGGAGUCACCACCAGAGGAGCCACCACCAGAGGAACCACCACCAGAGGAGCCACCACCGGAGGAGUCACCACCAGAGGAGUCACCACCAGCGGAGCCACCACCAGAGGAACCCCCCCAGAGGAGCCCACCACCAGAGGAGCCACCACCAGAGGAGCCACCACCAGAGGAGCCACCACCAGAGGAGCCACCACCAGAGGAGUCACCACCAGAGGAGCCACCACCAGAGGAGCCACCACCAGAGGAGUCACCACCAGAGGAGCCACCACCAGGAGGAGCCACCACCAGAGGAGCCACCACCAGAGGAGCCACCACCAGAGGAGCCACCACGAGAGGAGUCACCACCAGAGGAACCCCCCCAGAGGAGCCACCACCAGCGGAGCCACCACCAGAGGAGCCACCACCAGAGGAGCCACCACCAGAGGAGCCACCACCAGAGGAGUCACCACCAGAGGAGCCACCACCAGGAGGAGCCACCACCGGAGGAACCCCCCCAGAGGAGCCCACCACCAGAGGAGCCACCACCAGAGGAGCCACCACCAGAGGAGUCACCACCAGAGGAGCCACCACCAGAGGAGCCACCCCCAGAGGAGCCCACCACCAGAGGAGCCACCACCAGAGGAGUCACCACCAGAGGAGCCACCACCAGAGGAGCCACCACCAGGAGGAGUCACCACCAGAGGAGCCACCACCAGAGGAACCACCACCAGAGGAGCCACCACCGGAGGAGUCACCACCAGAGGAGUCACCACCAGCGGAGCCACCACCAGAGGAACCCCCCCAGAGGAGCCCACCACCAGAGGAGCCACCACCAGAGGAGCCACCACCAGAGGAGCCACCACCAGAGGAGCCACCACCAGAGGAGCCACCACCAGAGGAGUCACCACCAGAGGAGCCACCACCAGAGGAGCCACCACCAGAGGAGUCACCACCAGAGGAGCCACCACCAGGAGGAGCCACCACCAGAGGAGCCACCACCAGAGGAGCCACCACCAGAGGAGCCACCACGAGAGGAGUCACCACCAGAGGAACCCCCCCAGAGGAGCCACCACCAGCGGAGCCACCACCAGAGGAGCCACCACCAGAGGAGCCACCACCAGAGGAGCCACCACCAGAGGAGUCACCACCAGAGGAGCCACCACCAGGAGGAGCCACCACCGGAGGAACCCCCCCGAGGAGCCCACCACCAGAGGAGCCACCACCAGAGGAGCCACCACCAGAGGAGUCACCACCAGAGGAGCCACCACCAGAGGAGCCACCACCAGAGGAGCCACCACCAGAGGAGCCACCACCAGAGGAGUCACCACCAGAGGAGUCACCACCAGCGGAGCCACCACCAGGAGGAGUCACCACCAGAGGAGCCACCACCAGAGGAACCACCACCAGAGGAGCCACCACCAGAGGAGCCACCACCAGAGGAGCCACCACCAGAGGAGCCACCACCAGAGGAGCCACCACCAGAGGAGCCACCACCAGAGGAGCCACCACCAGAGGAGUCACCACCAGAGGAGCCACCACCAGGAGGAGCCACCACCAGAGGAGCCACCACCAGAGGAGCCACCACCAGAGGAGCCACCACCAGAGGAACCCCCCCAGAGGAGCCACCACCAGAGGAGUCACCACCAGAGGAGUCACCACCAGAGGAGUCACCACCAGCGGAGCCACCACCAGGAGGAGCCACCACCAGAGGAGCCACCACCAGAGGAACCACCACCAGAGGAGCCACCACCAGAGGAGCCACCACCAGAGGAGCCACCACCAGAGGAGCCACCACCAGAGGAGCCACCACCAGAGGAGCCACCACCAGCUCCAGGGAAUCCUCCGGCCAUGCCCUCCACCAGCACUCCAGCAAGACACUUCCCCCACAUUAGAAUGACUCGCGCCCGUCGCCGUCGGCAACGCUACGUGGAGAAGAAUGGGCGCUGUAACGUGCAGCACGGGAACAUGCGUGAGACGUACAGGUACCUCACGGACAUCUUCACCACGCUGGUCGACCUCAACUGGAGGUGCUCGCUCUUCGUCUUCGUCAUGGCCUACGCCGUCACAUGGCUCUUCUUCGGAGCCAUCUGGUACCUCAUCGCCUACUGCAGAGGGGACCUGGACCACCUGGAGGACGAGAGCUGGACUCCGUGUGUGAAUAACGUGAACGGCUUCAUCUCAGCGUUUCUCUUUUCCAUCGAGACCGAGACGACCAUCGGUUACGGAUACCGUGUAAUCACAGACCAGUGUCCUGUGGGGACCAUGCUGCUGCUGCUGCAGGCCAUACUGGGCUCCAUGGUCAACGCCUUCAUGGUGGGCUGUAUGUUCGUGAAGAUCUCGCAGCCGAACAAACGAGCAGAGACGUUGGUUUUCUCCAAACACGCUGUGAUUUCGCUGCGAGACGAUAAACUGUGUCUCAUGUUCCGAGUGGGAGACCUGCGCAGCUCUCACAUCGUGGGGGCCAACAUGAGGGCCAAGCUGAUCAAGAGCAAGCAGACCCAGGAGGGUGAGGCCCGCUCCGACUGGGUCCUAGAGGGACCUGGGUCUGUAGCAGUACUGACCCCCUCUGCCCCCCCCCCUCUGCCCCUCCCCCUCUGCCUCUCCCCCCUCUGCCUCUCCCCCCUCUGCCCCUCCCCCUCUGCCUCUCCCCCCUCUGCCCCCCCCUCUGCCUCUCCCCCUCUGCCUCUCCCCCCUCUGCCUCUCCCCCCUCUGCCCCUCCCCCUCUGCCUCUCCCCCCUCUGCCUCUCCCCCCUCUGCCCCUCCCCCUCUGCCUCUCCCCCCUCUGCCCCCCCCUCUGCCUCUCCCCCCUCUGCCUCUCCCCCCCCUCUGCCCCCCCCUCUGCCUCUCCCCCCUCUGCCCCCCCCUCUGCCUCUCCCCCCUCUGCCCCCCCCUCUGCCCCUCCCCCUCUGCCUCUCCCCCCUCUGCCCCUCCCCCUCUGCCUCUCCCCCCCUCUGCCCCCCCCUCUGCCUCUCCCCCCUCUGCCUCUCCCCCCUCUGCCCCCCCCUCUGCCUCUCCCCCCUCUGCCCCCCCCUCUGCCCCUCCCCCUCUGCCCCCCCCCUCUGCCCCUCCCCCUCUCUCCCCCCACUCUCCCCCCUCUGCCUCCCCCCAGGUGAGUUCAUCCCCCUGGACCAGACCGACAUCAGUGUGGGCUUUGAGACCGGAGACGACCGCCUCUUCCUGGUCUCUCCUCUGAUCAUCUCCCACGAGAUCGACGCCCACUCCCCGUUCUGGGACAUGUCCCAGGCUCAGCUCGAGAAGGACGACUUCGAGAUGGUCGUCAUCCUCGAGGGGAUGGUGGAGGCCACAGGCAUGACAUGUCAGGCUCGCAGCUCGUACCUGGCUGAGGAGGUGCAGUGGGGACAUCGCUUCAGUCCAAUGAUGUCUUUGGCAGAAGGAUUCUUCGACAUCGACUACGGCGCCUUCCACCACACGUUUGAGUGUCCUCCCUCCCCCCUCCCCCCUCCUCCCCCUCCCUCCCUCCCCCCCCCUCUCUCCCUCUCUCUCCCCCCACCCUCCCUCUCCCUCCCCUCUCCCCCCCACUCCCUCUCCUCUCUCCCCCCACCCCUCCCUCCCCCCCUCCCCCCUCCCUCACUCCCUCUCCCUCUCCCCCUCCCCCCCUCUCCCUCUCUCUCCCCCACUCCCUCCUCUCCCUCCCCCUCCCCCUCCCUCUCCCCCUCCCUCCCCCUCCCUCCCUCUCUCUCCCCCCCCCACUCCCUCCCUCCCCCUCCCUCCCUCUUCCCCUCCCUCCCCCCCUCCCUCCCCCUCCCUCCCUCUUCCCCUCCCCCUCCCUCUCCCCCUCCCUCCCUCUUCCCCUCCCUCCCUCUCCCUCCCCCUCCCCCUCCCUCCCUCUCCCUCCCCCUCCCUCUCCCCCUCCCUCCCUCUUCCCCUCCCUCCCCCUCCCUCUCCCUCCCCCUCCCCCUCCCUCCCUCUCCCUCCCCCUCCCCCUCCCUCCCUCUCCCUCCCCUUCCCCCUCCCUCCCCCUCCCUCUCCCCCUCCCUCCCUCUUCCCCUCCCUCCCUCUCCCUCCCCCUCCCCCUCCCUCCCUCUCCCCCUCCCUCCCUCUCCCUCUCUCUCCCCCACUCCCUCCCUCCCUCUCCCUCCCCCUCCCUCUCCCUCUCCCCCUCCCUCCCCCUCCCUCCCUCUCUCUCCCCCCCACUCCCUCCCUCCCCCUCCCUCCCUCUUCCCCUCCCUCCCCCUCCCUCCCUCUUCCCCUCCCCCUCCCUCUCCCCCCCCUCCCUCUUCCCCUCCCCCUCUCCCUCCCCCUCCCCUCCCCCCUCUCCCUCCCCCUCCCUCCCCCUCCCUCCCUCUUCCCCUCCCUCCCCCUCCCUCUCCCUCCCCCUCCCCCUCCCUCCCCCUCCCUCUCCCCUCCCCCUCCCCCUCCCUCCCCCUCCCCCUCCCUCCCUCUCCCUCCCCCUCCCUCUCCCCCUCCCUCCCUCUUCCCCUCCCUCCCCCUCCCUCUCCCUCCCCCUCCCCCUCCCUCCCUCUCCCUCCCUCUCCCCCUCCCUCCCUCUUCCCCUUCCUCCCCUCCCUCCCUCUUCCCCUUCCUCCCCCUCCCUCCCUCUCUCUCCCCCUCCCCCUCCCUCCCUCUCCCCCCCAGGUGGACACGCCCUCAGCCUCGGCUCAUGAGCUAGCGUUAGCCGCGGCGCGCCUGGACGCUCACCUGUACUGGUCCAUCUCCAGCCGUCUGGACGAAGAGCCAGCGCUGCCCACACACUUACCCCAGACACAGGCCCCCGAGAGCGGACACACGGGCUCCACGGACCCCCCUGAGGACCCCCCGGCCUCCUCCACCCCCGCGGAGGCCAACGGAUCCAUCACCACAGACCUGUCCCCCGCAGACGCCUAG